GCGCUCCGUCCCUUCCAGCGGCAGGCGGAGGGAAGAGAAAGGGUCUGUUGUUUUUCUCUCCUUGUUUCUCUCUCCCUCGCUGCUGAUCACUAAGCUGCUGACCAGGUCAGAAAGCCCUGAUGGAAACCCUCCAGAGCUGGGCAGUCCCCUCCUCCUCCAGGGAGCCUGUCCUUGGCUAAUUUUUCUUUGUCCCGAUGGGAAGAAAAGAAAGAGAGAAAGAAGAAAAAAAGAAAAACCUCAAACUUCCUUUGAAAACCGGCUUGGAGUCGGGGCCUGGAUCGCACGCCCUAGACUCGGCGGCUCGGGGAAUGCUGAGGACGCGCUCUGAGCAGCCCGGGAGCACCUGAGCUGCCCCCUGCCUGCCCUCGCCUCCUCGGGUGCCCUGGGUCCUGGGCGUGGGUCCGGAAGUGGCCUGGGCGCCGCUGGCUCGUAAACCUGCCUAAGCUCUGGCGUUGACAGCUGGAAGGCAGCUGGCACUGUGGCGGCGCCCCCAUCGAAUUGCCGGAGCCGAACCCUCCUUCUCAGUCCUGGAACAACCUUCUUGAAGGGAAGCUGACUCCACCCAAUGUCUUCAAUUAUCCCACUAGAAUCAUCCCUCCCAGACCUGAAAGCGCAUUAGAGGUGAAAGAGCUCAGCCUGGGGCUGCUCUUCUGUUUACUCAAGCUGACAAAGACACUACUCCUCACUGCCAGGAGUGACUGCAGACACUGGCCAGCCUUCCACACCACAGUUCUCUUCUAAGAUUUUCCUGGGCCUAUUUGCUUUCCAGCCCAAUGAUUUCCUUCUUAUUGAAUCAGCCUCUCUUUUGCACAUCAAGCCUAGAUUAGGCAACUUCCUGAGGACUGUAAAGUCCUUUGGUGCCCCUCUGUUGACUUCUUAUCAUGGAACACCACCAACCUGAGUGUCCAGUCGCUGGCAAGGCCAGGACUGCAGAAGCGGUCAGCCCUGAAAACCACGAGGUUCUAUCAGUACCAGAUGAGCACCCCCAGGGCAAGGAUGCUGGAGAUGCUGAUGGGGUGACCAGAGAUGCUACUGGGGAAGCCAUAGAUGCUGAUGGAGUGGCCCGAGAUGCUGCCGGAGCAGCCAGAGAUGCUAAUGGGGUGGCCAGAGAUGCUGCUGGAACAGCCAGAGAUGCUGAUGAGGCGGCCAGAGAUGCUGAUGCGGUGGCUGGAGAACAGGAGCCGGUAGAUCAAGGGUCACUGCUGGUUCAGGGCCAGGAUAAUCUUGAAUCCCCUCCACCUGACACUAGCUCAAACCAGCCAGGGCCAGACCACGGGACACAGCCCGAGGUAGAGACAGAGGGGGCGUGCUCCAGGCCCCAAGAGCUUCCCCAGUCCCCCAGGGCCCAACAGCUUGAGCUUGAUUUCUACUGUGUGAAGUGGAUCCCCUGGAAGGGAGAGCGGACACCCAUCAUCACCCAGAGCACUAAUGGCCCUUGCCCUCUCCUCGCCAUCAUGAACAUCCUCUUUCUCCAGUGGAAGGUGAAGCUGCCCCCUCAGAAGGAAGUGGUCACAUCCGAUGAGCUCAUGGCCCAUCUUGGAGACUGCCUCCUGUCCAUCAAGCCCCAGGAAAAGUCAGAGGGACUUCAGCUUAAUUUUCAGCAGAAUGUGGACGAUGCAAUGACGGUAUUGCCUAAACUGGCCACAGGCCUGGAUGUCAACGUGCGAUUCACAGGCGUCUCAGAUUUUGAAUAUACACCUGAGUGCAGUAUCUUCGACCUACUAGGGAUACCUCUGUACCACGGCUGGCUUGUUGAUCCACAGAGUCCUGAGGCUGUGAGUGCAGUUGGGAAAUUGAGUUACAAUCAGCUGGUGGAGAAGAUCAUCACCUGCAAGCACUCCAGCGACACCAACCUUGUGACAGAAGGCCUGAUUGCAGAACAGUUCCUGGAGACCACCGCGGCACAGCUGACCUACCACGGACUGUGCGAGCUGACCGCAGCUGCCAAGGAGGGUGAACUUAGCGUCUUCUUCCGAAACAACCACUUUAGCACUCUGACUAAGCACAAGAGUCACUUGUACUUACUGGUCACCGACCAGGGCUUUCUACAGGAGGAACAAGUGGUGUGGGAGAGCCUGCACAAUGUGGACGGAGACAGCUGCUUUUGUGACUCUGACUUUCACCUAAGUCAUUCCCUGGGCAAGGGGCCUGGAGCAGAAGGUGGGAGCGGCUCCCCGGAGCAGCGGCAGGUAGACCAGGACUACCUGAUCGCCUUGUCCCUGCAGCAGCAGCAGCCACAGGGCACGUUGGGUCUUAGCGACUUGGAGCUGGCCCAGCAGCUUCAGCAGGAGGAGUACCAACAGCAACAAGGGGUCCAGCCUGUGCCAGCAAGGGCCCCAUUGCCACAGGGGAGAGGAGCCCCAUCUGGACGCCCAGCUGGAGAGCGGCGGCGGAGGCCAAAGCAAGAGUCCGACUGUGUCCUCCUGUAGCGCUGCCCAGAGCCAGGCUGCCCCGCCUCUCCUUUCAGAGGCUGUGGCUAUUUUGCUUGUUCUCCCAGGUCAACCCCUGAGAUAUGCAGGGUAACUUAUUUAUGGACUGUUGGGGAUCAGAGCAGGAUGUAAAUGUCAAGGUCAGACUCAGUGACAUCCUCGCUGUCCCGGGCUGCGGCCUUCUCUUCCUCCCAAUCACCCAGGGCAACAGUGGGACUGGUGGGGUGAGGAUUUCUGAUUCCCAACUCCCUUUCCCCAGAAUAUCACACUAAUAUAUAGACUCGGGCUCCAGGGUGAGGCCCCUGUCUUGAAGGCAUCUCUCCUACUUCCCACCCUGACAGGCUGGGUCCUUCCUGCUAUCCUGCAGGUGCCUCUCCCUUUGUUUCAGGAUGUGACUUGGGUUUCUAUCUUCAUUAUUUGUAAUGCCUUCCUAGGGAUUUGGAAAUAAAACUUGUCUCCUGA
This is a messenger RNA of Miniopterus natalensis, 2891 nucleotides long. RefSeq names its product MINDY lysine 48 deubiquitinase 1 (gene MINDY1). Gene Ontology annotation, cellular component: cell periphery; cytosol. Gene Ontology annotation, molecular function: K48-linked deubiquitinase activity; cysteine-type deubiquitinase activity; cysteine-type carboxypeptidase activity. NCBI's taxonomy places the organism in Eukaryota, Metazoa, Chordata, Mammalia, Chiroptera, Miniopteridae. The record is from RefSeq and is a predicted model, not a curated record. Gene Ontology annotation, biological process: protein K48-linked deubiquitination.